Molecule: messenger RNA, 3100 nt
Organism: Linepithema humile (Argentine ant)
Lineage: Eukaryota; Metazoa; Arthropoda; Insecta; Hymenoptera; Formicidae
Gene: croc
Product: forkhead box protein C2-B-like
Biological process (GO): regulation of transcription by RNA polymerase II; cell differentiation; anatomical structure morphogenesis
Molecular function (GO): RNA polymerase II cis-regulatory region sequence-specific DNA binding; DNA-binding transcription factor activity, RNA polymerase II-specific
Source: RefSeq, a predicted model, not a curated record
AGUAAACUUCGGCCUGUUGUGUAUCAUAAUACCGCGGCGUGCACACGCGGGUGCUAACGGGGUUAGCGUGCGUCUUGCGUUAGCGGCACCGAGUCUGCCGCCGAUCAACUGAAUGCACCUUCGCCUCCUGCCUUCACCGCGGCCUCGCACACCCGUCCGUCUUCCGUGUCUGGGAAGAUCCCCGGGAUACGGUCAACAAAAUACUACUACGGAUCAGCAGCACGCGCGUGAAGCGCGCCGCGAAUUCGAUGAGCGACGACGUGGUGUUUUUCGGGGUACCAACCGAGCGUGAUCGCACGUAGAGGGAUCUAUCGAUCUUUCGCGAAGAUACCCUUGGAUCGCGUGGUCUCACAAAGAUGCAGUGACGACAAGUGCGCGUGCUCGAGGUGUUCGGAGUGAAGAACGUGUUUGAUAGCAAAUUUUUUUCUAUGGCGACUAUAAGACGCGUUUGAGAAAAACGGCGGGAAAGAUAAUUGUGGUGUUUAAUAUUUGCUCGAAUUUAUCGUAAAUAAUUAUUUGACUGCAUCGAGAAAACGAACAAGUAUUAUAAUCACAAGAGUUACACAGGUGAAGUUAACAACUAGACUCGUAUCCAAGACGCAUUGUGAACGAAUGCUAUGUAUAAAAAUAAUUAAUAAUUUCAUGGAAUAAAAAACGUUUUUUAGAACUCUAAAAAGCAAUAAUUCAUGAUUUUAAUCUUAUAAACACCUAGUGAUAUGUAGUAAAAUAAAAGAAAAACGCUCAUUUCUAAAAUAGUUUUCAAUUCUGUGAUAGAAGAACUAUAAUUUGCCAACGAGAAAAUAUCGAUAUUUUAAUGAAGAAGGGAUCGAUAAAAAGGAUAACAAUUAGCAAUUAGUUCAAGUAGGAGACAACUUUCAAGAAAUAUGUGCAUUGCGUGACUGCCUGUCGAAAUAGUGAAAACGUAGUAAAAAAAGGUCUUAUUUUACUUGGAUUUGUAAUUAUCUAUUGACUGCGAGGAGCAUCGGGAAAAUGCACACGCUAUUCGGCGAACAGAACGCGUACUAUCGGCACGCGACGGCGGUGCCGGUUGGUAUGGGUACGCCGUCGUACCCGGGGGUGGGCGCCGCCCCAGGUUAUUACGAACAGUAUCGCUACGGCGGUUACGCGACGGCCGCCGGUUACCCAGUGUCGGGUAUCGGCCAGCAGCACAUUCAUCACGCCGGCAAGGACAUGGUAAAACCGCCGUACUCGUACAUCGCACUGAUCGCCAUGGCUAUUCAGAACGCGCCCGACAAGAAAAUCACGCUCAACGGCAUCUAUCAGUUCAUCAUGGACCGCUUUCCGUAUUAUCGCGAGAACAAGCAGGGCUGGCAGAAUUCUAUCCGACACAAUCUCAGUCUGAACGAGUGCUUCGUCAAGGUGCCGCGUGACGACAAGAAGCCCGGUAAGGGCAGCUACUGGUCCCUCGAUCCCGACAGUUACAACAUGUUCGACAACGGCUCUUAUCUGAGACGCCGCAGACGCUUCAAGAAGAAGGACGCGCUGAAGGAGAAAGAAGAGGCGAUGAAGCGGCAGGGUCUGGUGCCGGAGAAGCGUCAGGAGGACGCCAAGUCCGGCAGCAGCCAGGUCGCUCUACCGCCGCCGUCGGACACGUCGGCGAAGAAGCUCGGCACACUGGAGACCGCCACCGGUCUGUGCAAGCCGAAGCGCGAGCCGGUCAACGAUCACACCAGCGGUAACCACUGCAUGGCGGUUCAGGCGACUAAGUACAGCCUGCACAGCCCGAUACAGGAGACGAAGACGACGACGGCGGUUGCGGCGCCCGGCCAGAGCGUCAUCCAGACCGCGCUGGGCCAUCAAGUGCAUCAGCCGCAUCAGGUGCACCAGGAGGCCAUCCAGGACGUGUCGAUGGGCCUCGAUCCGGCUAGCUUCAGUGUCGACGCACUGAUGACCACGCGGGACAACAGCGCCGGGCUGAUGGCGCGCGACAAUCAGCAUCACUCGCACCAUCCGCACGGUCUCCAGCAUCCGCACUCCAUUAUGAGCAGCAGGGAGUCCAUGGGCAGCGGCAGCAGGGACCUGUCGUCCGCGUGCACCACCACGACCACCACGACCGCCGCGGUGGCGGCGAUGAUGGCCACCACCGGCUACGGGCACAGCAGUACAGUUUCCAGGGGCAACGCCUCACCGCCCGGCACCAUGUACACGCCGUAUUGCGCACCGGCGGCCGCCGGCUACGCCAUCAUGGACCACGCCGAGUACAACUCGGCGAGGAAUCACGCGAAUAACGCCGUAGGACACUCACAGUGGUAUCAGGAUGCUGCUAGUCCUGAUACGGCGAUCUAUCAGGACACUCAGUCCCCGAGCUGCCAGCUUUACAGAUCGAGUCCGCCGACACCGCUCUCGACGGGUGCGGCGCCGUCUCCUCCGCUAUAUCACCGAUAUUACCAAGACUGCAACGCCGUCAACACCAGCGGCAAUCUUCCGAUAACGUUGCACAAGUACUGAGAGUAUCGAAAUUCAAGGUCCCACCAGCGGGACCUUGAAGACCACCAUGGCGAUCAUUACGAUCCGGGCUUGGUUUACGUGAAGCAAGAAUGGAUUCCCUCGUCGGACGAACUUGCCAAGGAAUGGAACUAGAAGGGAAAUGUCUCGGAGAGAACUGGUAAAAAGUAGUGUAACUCCCGCCCAUAUCGGAUCGUAUCUUCAUAUCGUGAAAGAUCGUCAAUAAGUAAUUAGCAAUUUGCAUAUUGACAAUGCGUUGAUGAAUGUCGUUCACGAUGUUAUAAUUGCGCGAUAAGUAGCGGUCGAGUUAGGAACUCUAUCGAGAUUUCUUGGUGGAAAGAGAGUGAAACCAAACGAACCCGCAAUAUCAUUUGUUUUUCAUUAUUCUGCAUUGUUGUAAUAUUUGUAACAAUUUUCGAUUAAUUUGCUCAAGACAAGUUUGCUAAACGGUAGCUGUUUUUACAAUUGUUAAGAAAUUAAAACUUCCGAGAAUAAUCGACUAGACGAAACUAGAGAUAACGCGAUACAAAUUUAAUAAUCUUAAUUGAAAGAUUCCGAGCCUGCAGACCCAAAUAAUUAAGAUAAAGUAAGUAAAUCUCGAAAUAUCAAUGUACAUAUUAAAAACAACAUAUAU